CUUAUUACAUAGGCUGGACCUACACACCUCGCGGAACCCUUCUUUGUUCUUCUCGGCUUUUCGGGCAGCCGCGCUGCCGGUGCGUACGCGUGCCACAAUUCCUGCCUAGAAAUACAGGAUCCUCUGAGAAUGCGCCGACGGCAUUGAGGACAGAGGCGGUAGAGGUUUGCAUGCCAAGCGUUGGCCCUAUUGUGGUGCUCGGAGCUUCAGGUGCUGGCAAGGUGGGCAGGCGGUCGCCGGUCGAGGAUUGCACCAGUCGCCUUGAGCAGUGGCGGCGCUGCCUCACAUGAAGCUCCGGAAGAAGAAUGCACUGCCCCUUCUAGACCUUGAGUCCAGCAGCUCUGGCAGCGAGUAUGAGGAGGGCGAGGACGAGGACGGCUCCUCCUGCCCAUACAGCUCCCAUGCCGAGUCCAGCGAGUGGGAGACUGACGAGGAGGGAGCGGCGGCUGAGCAGGCUCACACAGUCGGACUAAUUCCUGUACGCAAGUCGGGGAAUGAGGCCGGCGCUGGCGCAGUGUAUGACACGGAUGCCGCCGCCGGGCCGCGCGCCGUGGACCCAGUCCCGCCGGUCCUGCGGCCCAACCCUGCGGCCAUGUCAGCUGUCCAGUAUCAGCCCUGCCGCGUCCGUAGCGCAAGCACCGGCGCCGGCGAUCGCACUGGUGCCGGCCCGCAUAAUGUUUUCCAGGGCUACUCUGGCACAGCAGCGAUGCCGGUUGAGUGCUCUGGGCGCGUGGAGCAGGAGCAGGAGCUCAUCGAGCCCGAGGCGGAGGCCGAAAGCGAGGAGGAGGACGGGUGCGAGCGCCGCCCAGUGGCUCCUGGCUUCAACCCGUUCUCGUUGCUUACCAGCAGCGACGAGGAAGAGGAAGAGGAUGAGCCGGGCGACGGCGAGUGGGGUGACGACGCGGAGUCAGGGGCGGAGGAUGAGGAGUGGCAGGCGGAGGAGGACGAGGAGGCAGGGGAGAGGGGGGCCGCCGGGGGGGACGCGCAGGAGGGCGAGCAGGAGGGCGAGGCGGCCGGCGAGGAAUGCGGGGCGGGCUGCCUGGAGGCAGCCGCAGCAGGAGCUGAGCACGUUGCGGCCGGCAGUGCUGGCGGCGAGGCAUGGGGUGGCGGCGAGGCGGCCACCACCCGCACUGCUGCUGCUGCUGCAGGCACCGCCGUCCCCGCAGCGGCUGUAGAGGCUGGGCCAUCGACUGCUGCAACUGCACCAGCUGAAGGGGCUGGAGACGCUGUGUUGGCGGCGUCACACUCUGUUGCCGCGCUCCUCGGCGCCGCCGCAGCGCCAGUUGCGAGUGCUGGCAGUGUGGGGCUGUGCGCUCCGGAGGUGGAGCGCCGGUGUGCUGGCGAGAUGCAGGCGAGCAGUGGGGAUGCAGUCGGUGCAGCCGCACGGGGUGGCGAGAGCGCAAGUGCUCCGGCCGCGGCUGGGCCCGUGGAUGCCGCGGCAACGGAGACGCUUGGAGCCAGCGCAGCUGGCGACCGGCUUGCGCGGCUGCUGCAGAGCGAUCAAGUCAGGGCACACACGGCGAUAGAAGCGGUCACGGGGGCUGAGGUAAAGGCGGCGGCAGCGGCGUCGGAGGAAGGGGCAAGCGAGAGUGACGUGGAUGCCGCGGAGUGCUGGGUGUGUUACGGCCGCGGGCGCCCGGCGGGCUGCGGCUUCGGCGGCGACGCUGCCGGGGCCGGUGCUCACAGUGACGGCGCGGCUGCCGGCGGCGAUGAGCUGGUGGCGCCAUGCGGUGUGUGCUGUGGCGGCGUGCGCUACAUCCACCGGCACUGCUUCAUGCGGUGGCUGGACAGCAGCUGGGCCGUCACCUGCCCCAACUGCAGGUCCCUGUACGACAGGUCCGUGCUGGACACGUUCACGGACAGCGGCUCGCUGCGAGCGCUGUGGGCCGCCGCCUGCCCGCCCAGCCACGACCCGCGCCGCCCCUUUCCCUACAACUCCAUGGCGCACUUCUGUGUGGGCGGCACCGUGGAGGUGGCCAUGGCGGUGGGCGGAUUCACGGCAGUGCAGCUGCUGCGGCGCGUCAAGGCCAUGACUGACGAGUGGCGGCUGGCGGGCGCGGACGGCGGGCUGGGUCUGGUGCGGUCUGACGGCAGCCGGCUGGUGCUGCCGUCCUUUGAGGUGACCGGCCUGGUGCUGGAGCUGGGCGGCGGCGAGGAGGACGAGUGGGGGCUGUACGGUGGCAACCUGGAGGGGCAGGACGAAGAGGCCCAGGCGAAUGCGGAGGACGAGGACGAGAUGUGGGAUCCAGUACCGCCACGCCGGGGCCGCGGAGGUGGCCCGGUGGGCGCCUAUGCGGGUGGCGACGACGCCUCGGGCGCAGACCGCCGCCGCCCCCAGUCGCCGCCUCCUGGGGCUACUCGGCCCUACGGCGGCAACGGCAACAGCACCAGUGCCAGUAGUAGUAACGGCUUUCCUUCCAACUGGUAUGCACCACCGCGGAGCGCCCCGUAUGCCCAUGCCGCCGCGGCGGAGCUGCAGUGGCUGCAGGACAUAGACCUCCUUGCGGCGGCUCUGCAGCAGCAAGGGCAGCAGGAGGAGCAGGGUUGGCGGCUGGCGGCGCAGGCAGCAGGCGGCACAGUGGGGCUACACGGCGACCUUCGCGUGCCCUGGCUUUCGAUGCUGAUGCCGGGAGAGCCGGCGGUGUCGGCUGUGGCGGCUGACUGGCAACGCGCGGACUUGCAUGUGAUACCCAUGCCGGACCCUGUCAGGGUGGACGGCGAGUUUGCACGCAGUGUAGCGGAGCGCGUGGCACAGCGGGCUGAGCAGCGGCGUCGGCGUGAGGAGGCGAUGCGGCAGCAGCGGGUGCUGACACAGCGGCAUGCCGGGCAGCAGACGCGCCAGCAUGCAACUUCGGGGGCCCAGCGCUUUGCUGGCGGUGGCAGGCGGCGACAGUAAUUUAUGGCCGCAGCAGGUGCAAGUCGUCGAUCUCGCGCUGGUCGUGGCCAUAGUCUUUACGGGCAAGGCUUUGCUGAUGGACUUGGUGCAUAGGGUUGUGUGAGUGGACUUGGCGCAAACUUAUCAGUAGCCCUGCCACAAACGAAUGUUCCGCCUUCUCCUGAUGCUCAAAGCUGAUGGGCUUUGGCCGGCCGCCGGCGCUGUCCCAGGAGCACCGCCAGCAGCAGCAGCAGCAGGGGGUCGGGUGAUGAUGUGGGGCGCGGUGUAUGGAGGUGGCAUCCUGUAUGUUUAGCUGAGCGCUUCAUGGCGUUGAGCCAAUCUAGUCGUCGAACGGGUUCGAUUUUGUGGCGUCAGAGCGGCCUCACCCCGGUUAGCGCACGUGCUUGAGCGCUGUGCCGCAGUCGGGUGCACAGUGUCGUAGGUCGCAUGAAUGUAUGGUGCAGGAGGCAUGUGAUGUGGAUGUGGGAUGCAAGAGGCCUAAGGGCGCUCUGACGGCUGUUGGCUCCACGCAUUGCCUUGCGAAAUUUUGUUGGCGUCAGGAGUGUAUGUGGGGGUGCGGGGGCGUUCGGCGCCCCUGUGGAGCCCAAAGCCGGUCGGUCAGUGACCCAGCCAGGUUGUACAAUACGGUAGAAAAGAUGCAACAAGAUGGAAGCAGAUAGACCGCAUUGGACAGUGUCGGACUUGCAUCAGUGGGUAUGUGACGGGUUGUUUUAGCUGCUGCAGGGUUCGCAGUACUAGGCUGCGGAUACUUGCUGAGCAGACAGUGUACGUCGAGCGAGUUUGAAGGGCCAGACCACGGGAGGUACUAGGCAGCAAGGAAGAAGCUAAUGCUCUGGACCGCACGUACGGUAAUGCCAACCGCCUUCCUUAUUCUGUAUACACGUCACGGUAGAAUUGCACUCUUGCAUGUGAGGAAGAUGCAAAUCCUGACGGCCGGCAGGUGUAUGCAGGUGCAUGCGACUAGAACCAGGUACAAUGCGGUAGAAUGCAAGGGCAUGAUGGGAAGAGUGAUAGCGACCGGGUGAAUGUGAACGUGAUACCUUCAUGCACCAACCUCCUGCUGUAAUCCUGUUCCGCGAGAUUCCGCGGAAGUUGGG
This is a messenger RNA of Chlamydomonas reinhardtii, 3993 nucleotides long. RefSeq lists its product as uncharacterized. Gene Ontology annotation, molecular function: zinc ion binding. The record is from RefSeq and is a predicted model, not a curated record. NCBI's taxonomy places the organism in Eukaryota, Viridiplantae, Chlorophyta, Chlorophyceae, Chlamydomonadales, Chlamydomonadaceae. The transcript is spliced from 7 exons. Bases 287 to 2896 code for a protein of 869 amino acids.